This is a messenger RNA of Culex quinquefasciatus (southern house mosquito), 1253 nucleotides long. RefSeq lists its product as uncharacterized. The record is from RefSeq and is a predicted model, not a curated record. The transcript has 2 exons. The coding region runs from base 108 to 1139 and encodes 343 amino acids. NCBI's taxonomy places the organism in Eukaryota, Metazoa, Arthropoda, Insecta, Diptera, Culicidae.
CAUAACAGUCGAAGAGAAUCAGUCAACUGACUAACAUCGUCUCUCAAGUUCGUUAGCGGGUCUGUUUUAGAUGCGAAAAUUAGUCAUCAGCAUUUCCACACUGCAAAAUGGUUAAUCUAGUUUCCGCCUCGCCGAAUAACAACGUUGAACAGAACUGGGGCUGGCACGGCCUGUGGGUUCCAGACGAUGAACCGCACUUGAACCGGCAGACGCGAUUGCAGGUUCUAAACCGCCGCGACCGCCAGUUUGGUCUCCGUUGGGUUUGGGCUAGCAACGGGCAGGUUCCGGCAAAUGCCUUACGCACAACCGGCCCUACCGGUAGUCGGACGUACAUCGGUCGCGCUCACUUCCAGGGAUCGGUGACGCCUGGGAUGAUUGUCCCCGAUCGGAAGGCCUGUUGCAUAGCUUGGGGAGGUAACGAGCACUUGAUUAAGAUCUACGAGGUGCUGUGCUCGGAGGGUAGUUUUGUCCAGGUAACUCAGACCGAUGCGGACGCCCUGCUGAGGGCCACUUCCGGAGGAAUCUCCGAAAGUGGCGAGCCGAUUUUCAUCGGACGGGCCAAGUACAAGGGCAACUGGAUAGCCGGUAAGGUUCAGCGAUCCCACGGAUCUCUGGGAAUGUGUUACAUCCCGUACGGAGGCAAGGAAGUGGCCCGUCCCGAGUACCAAGUAUUCAUAGCGGUUCCGCCGGAACCCGGAACCGUCGGCCACUACUGGCGGUCAACGGAAGAGUUCAGCGUUCCCGCAAACGCCACCAUCGGAGGCUCGAACGAGCACGGUCCGCUCUACAUUGGCCACGCGAGCCAUCGAGGUUCGUGCACACCCGGUCAAAUCAGCCGGGUCACGAACCGGUGUCACAUCGCCUGGGGCGGAAGUGAACAUCGUAAGCCGGCGUUCGAAUUUCUAUGCAACUGUCGGGGCAGGUUUGUGGCGUCCCAGGAGGGCCAGGUGCCGGUCGGGGCGAUUCUCGGCGGAUGGUCCGAGUACGAAGGCGAACCGCUGUUCGUCGGACGCGUUCAGGUUAAGGGACAUUGGCUCGUGGGGAAGCUUCAACCCUCGCACAAAGUGUGCUACAUUCCGAUCAACGGGAAAGAAGUGGCACACAAGCAUUACGAGAUAUUUGUGCAAGAUGGAAUCUAGAGUGGUUGAAACUGAAUAAGUAAGACUGUAAAGAUUCUAAGUGUUGAAAGAUCUGUUAUCAAGCAUUGUACUGUAUUGCAUUGAAGAUUAAACUUAUUCAUAUUUACAAACAGU